GUUUAACCACAAUCCAGUUCGCCGGUAAUUUCAGCAGAAUUCUUAGCAUUGAGCAUGGAAUCAUAGAGUAAAUGAUGGAAUCAAGUCCAUGAUUUCAUGCAAACUUAUCUGGAUUAUGGCAACUUCACUGAAAUCCAUUAAACACGUAAUUCUUACAGGUCCACCAGGUGUUGGAAAAACUACGUUGAUUCAGAGAGUCACUGAAAAGUUACAGUCUUAUUCAGUUUCUGUGCAAGGGUUUUAUACGGAAGAAGUACGAGGUGGUCAUGGUAAAAGAGUGGGUUUUGAUGUGGUCACUUUAGAUGGUAAAAGAGGAACAUUGGCUAGAGUCAGUCAAGGAGGUAGUGGUGGAUACAGAGUUGGACAAUACAAGGUGGAUCUUAGUUCAUUUGAACACACAGCUUUACCUGUAUUAGCAACAAAGAAAACAGAGGGCAAGUCACCAAUAUAUGUCAUAGAUGAAAUUGGUAAAAUGGAAAUGUUCAGUGAUUCUUUCAAAGUGCAAGUGCAAUCCAUCUUGAAUCAAGGCAUUACAGUGUUGGCAACUAUUCCAAUACCAAAAGCAAGACCAUUAUUAUUUGUUGAAGAAAUACGUAGUAGACAAGAUGUGAAAAUAUUCACAGUUACAAAAGAAAACCGUGACAAUCUUCUUACAAAUAUAGUGGAUACUAUAAUGGAAAUAAAGUGAAGAUGGGUCACAGAGAUUUUCAAAUUACAAAAUAGUCAACAUUUCUUAGUUAUGUAUGGUUUAUCGUCAGUAAAACCC
Molecule: messenger RNA, 766 nt
Organism: Saccoglossus kowalevskii
Lineage: Eukaryota; Metazoa; Hemichordata; Enteropneusta; Harrimaniidae
Product: cancer-related nucleoside-triphosphatase homolog
Molecular function (GO): ATP hydrolysis activity
Source: RefSeq, a predicted model, not a curated record